Messenger RNA from Ostreobium quekettii, 1242 nucleotides. Lineage: Eukaryota; Viridiplantae; Chlorophyta; Ulvophyceae; Bryopsidales; Ostreobiaceae. The record is from the annotation of a GenBank genome assembly.
AUGGACGCCGUGCCAAGGGACCUGUGGCUGGCGGUCUUCGAGGCGCUGGAGGGGCGGGACCUGGCGAGGGCCAAGUGCGUCUGCAGGAGGUGGCGCGACCUGGCGGGCAAUGAGAACACGUGGUUUCACGUGGUGGCCUCGGAUUUCGGUCAGCUGGGCGCCUUCGUUGGCGCACAGAGGAUUCCAGGCCGCACCUGGUCCCACAGGGCCAAGGUCAUGCACCAGGAGCCGCUGUACAUGAACUUUAGGCAGAUGGCGCGCCUGCACGGCUUGGUGCGAACCACCGAAUCCUGGACCCUGGAGAUUCGCAAGCCUGGGUACCAGUGGGAGAGUCACGGCGAGCUGCUGUUCAGGUCUACCCCCUUGGGUGUGCACUUCAUGGGCCAGGGCUUGGCCCUGACCUGUGACAUACCCCUGGAGCAACUGGAGGCAUACUCCCGCGAGUGGGUGUAUGUUAUUGGCUGCGAUGCAGAUGGGGAGGAGUACAUGGUAUCCUGUGCACGGCUAAGCACUGCCACACCCCGCUCACGAAACGAGACAGUCUGGUCAAGCAGCUGCAUGUUGCCACGGGAUGGGGAGCUCAAGGUGGUGGGGCAGGGACUGUUUGGGGCACGCAACAGCAGCUCGGGUGGUGUGGAGGCGGAGCGUUGUGUGACAGUGUUUGUCCACUAUGCACAGACAGUUUUCGGUACCCCCCCACCGGGCCAUGACAUGUGGGUUGACGAGAUGAAGAGCCCCCGCAUAUGUGGGGUACCGAAUUGGCUGGGCAUCCCCAACGCAUGCGUGUUCAUGGAUGUGUUUGACAUCUGCGGUGUGCACCACUGCUCCCUGGUCAUCAAUCUUGUGGGCUGGCGGCAGGUGCCAGACCGGUUGACGGACUUCCGCCCAUGGUUCAGCGUGGGCUUGGACACGCUCUCUGCUGAGGCACCCAAAGACCACAGCAUGCGCCUGUACUGCCACGUGUGCAUCUUCGAGCUGAUGAAGUACCGCGGCACGGUAAAGGGAAGAGAUGUCUAUGAUGACGGCCUGUUCAUCGAGCCCAUGAGCUGGGUGGAGUGUGAGCUGAGGUACCGGGGCGACUCUCCAGGGCCUGUGGGUUUGAGGAUCGCUGGGAAUGGCGAGUUUGGGAUGUCAAGCUUUGAGUGUUUGGUGAUGGGGAUGGGCACAAGGCAGACGAUCGUGUCUUUGGAAAAGUCGAAACGCACCAUCCGCCGUGGGUCGGGCACCUUGCACUGGUGGUGA